AUGGCAGAUAAUGCCCCAAUCGAUAUCAUUCGGUCUCACCAAGACGAUUUGGAUCGCGAGAGUGCACGACAAGAACAAAAACUUCGUCCCCACUCGGCAGCCCCCGAGGAUGAAAAAUAUGAGCGCGACGUUCCUCCCGACGGAGGAUAUGGAUGGGUCUGUGUCGCCUGUGUCUUCUGGAUCAACGCACAUACUUGGGGUAUCAAUAGUAGUUACGGAGUAUUCCUGAGUCAUUACCUCUCACACAAUGUAUUCCCCAACACAUCGGCAUUAUCAUACGCCUUUACAGGCGGACUAAGUAUCUCGUGUGCCCUGCUAGUAGCACCGCUAGCCACCCACUUCAUUCACAGAUGGGGCACUCGGUUUGUGCUUAACCUCGGCAUCUUCUUUGAGACCCUCUCUUUGAUCGGGUCAUCCUUUGCCACGCUCAAAUGGCAUAUCUUCCUUAGCCAGGGCGUCUGCUUUGGUUGGGGCAUGGGCUUCCUUUUCGUGGGCAGUGUUGGCAUCGCUCCACAAUGGUUCAACAAGCGCCGCAGUGUCGCUAUGGGCAUCACAGCGGCCGGUUCGGGUCUUGGAGGCUUGAUCUACUCUCUUGCCGUGGGUGCAAUCAUCCCACGCUACGGGUUGGGCUGGGCCUUCCGUAUCUUGGGUAUCAUCUCCUGCGUCGUGAACUUGGUGUGCUGCAAUCUCCUCCGAGACCGCAAUAAGGCUGUCGGCAGUAGAUUCACAGCCUUCCAUUUACCUCUUCUGCGUCGCCCGGAGUUCUUACUUUUCUUGGGAUGGGGAGUCUUCAGUAUGCUUGGCUAUGUGGCACUCCUGUUCAGUGUGGCCAAUUUUGCUUUGUCCGUGGGACUCUCCUCGCAUCAGGGAAGUAUCGUCUCUGCUCUGCUGAACUUGGGCCAGGGACUUGGUCGCCCGUGCGUGGGCAUGUUUAGUGACCGGCUGGGUCGCAUUAAUAUUGCCACGUUCCUCACCUUCCUCUGCGGGUUAUUCUGUCUUGUUAUCUGGACUUCUGCUGAUAGUAUGGGCGUGGUUUGUUUCUUUGCCGUCCUGGUCGGUACUGUCUCUGGCACCUACUGGGCUACUGUCUCCCCCGUACUUGUCGAGAUCAUUGGCAUUAGAGACCUUCCAUCCGGUCUGAGCAUUACGUGGCUCAUGCUCGUCUCCCCGUGUACCGUUUCUGAGGCCAUUGCCCUUCAGCUUCGCAGUGACACCGCGGGCGGUGGUACCUCAUACAUCCGCGUUCAGAUAUUCACUGGUUUCAUGUACAUUGGAGCCGCCUUGUGUCUGUGGGUUGUGCGCGGCUGGAAGGUUGGCGAGGUCGAACAUGCUCAACGCCAGGAUUCCAUUGUGCCUACGGAGGUCGACCCAGGUAUCGACCCCGACGCUCCUUCUGCUCGCCUCUUCUCCCUUUUCUCUUCUCUUCUUCUUCUCUUCUUCUUCUCUCUCCACCCUCUCUAA
Molecule: messenger RNA, 1461 nt
Organism: Penicillium brevicompactum
Lineage: Eukaryota; Fungi; Ascomycota; Eurotiomycetes; Eurotiales; Aspergillaceae
Product: MCT family MFS transporter
Exons: 3
Coding region: 1-1461 (486 amino acids)
Biological process (GO): transmembrane transport
Molecular function (GO): transmembrane transporter activity
Source: RefSeq, a predicted model, not a curated record